AUGCUGCGCCUGCAGGAGACACCCGAGGACAUGCCUGAAGGGGAGACUCCACAUACUGUUUCCGUGUUCCUGUUCGACUCGCUCGUGGACACUGCGAAGCCAGGCGACCGAGUAGAGGUGACGGGGGUGUUUCGAGCCGUGCCCGUGCGAGUCAACUCCAACCAGCGCAACCUGCGCUCGCUGUACCGGACCUAUCUGGAUUGCAUUCACAUCUGCAAGGAGGAAGGGGGCCGCACACGCAACAAGGGAGCAGCGCAGCAGUCGCAGUCCCAACAAUCACUGGCUGGGGGCGAUGCUGAUGAUGCCAACCCUGACGCUGCCUACUUCUCACCACAGCAGGUGGAGGCAUUUCGGGAACUAUCCCGGCAGCCGGACAUAUACGAGAGGCUGGCUCGCUCCCUGGCACCGUCCAUCUAUGAACUCGAUGACAUCAAGAAGGGACUGCUGUGCCAGCUCUUUGGCGGGUCAGUGAAGCGCUUGUCAUCAGGAGUGCAGUUCCGCGGGGACAUGAACGUGCUGCUGGUGGGGGAUCCAGGCACAAGCAAGUCGCAGCUGCUGCAGUAUGUGCAUAAGAUCGCACCCAGAGGCAUCUACACCAGUGGCCGGGGCAGCAGUGCCGUGGGCCUUACAGCUUAUGUGACAAAAGACCCUGAAACACGCGAAAUGGUGCUGGAGAGCGGAGCAUUGGUGCUGAGCGACCGAGGCAUCUGCUGCAUCGACGAGUUUGACAAGAUGUCUGACAAUGCUCGCAGCAUGCUGCAUGAGGUGAUGGAGCAGCAGACCGUGUCAGUGGCAAAAGCAGGCAUCAUUGCAACACUCAACGCACGCACCUCCGUGCUCGCCUGUGCCAACCCCUCUGGCUCGCGCUACAACCCGCGCCUUUCCGUGAUUGAUAACAUCCAGCUGCCCCCCACCCUGCUCUCCAGGUUCGAUCUCAUCUAUCUCGUUCUCGACAAGGCCGAGGAGCAAUCGGACCGGCGGUUGGCCCGCCAUCUCGUCGCACUGCACUACAAGAACCCAGAGGCCGCUGCUGCAGCCACUGUCGAUGUGGCCACACUGACUUCAUACAUCACGUAUGCCCGCACGCGCAUCCACCCGGAACUGAGCGACGAGGCAGCAGAGGAGCUGGUGAACGCUUACGUGGAGCUGCGAGGGCAGGGGUCGGGGAGAAAGGUCAUCACUGCAACGCCACGUCAGCUGGAGAGCCUGAUCCGCAUCAGCGAAGCGCUGGCCCGCCUGAAGCUGGCAUUCACGGUGACCCAUGAAGAUGUGACAGAGGCAAGGCGCCUUCUAGACGUGGCAAUGCAGCAGUCAGCCACGGAUCCAACCACAGGCACCAUCGACAUGGAUCUUAUCACCACUGGCGUCUCUGCCAGUGAGAGGGCCAAGCGCACUCAGCUGCAGGAGGCGCUGCUCUCCUUCCUGCAGGACAGAAGUUCCUCCUCCCGCUCCUCCUUCCGAGCACCCCAGGUGUGGGAGGACCUAAGGCAGCAAUCAUCCAUACCUGUCACCCUCUUCGAGGUUCGUGAGGCUCUGGGACGGCUCCAUGGGGAAGGCAAGGUGGUGUUCAUUGAUGACACUGUUCGAGUGGCAUGA
Messenger RNA from Closterium sp. Yama58-4, 1596 nucleotides. The record is from the annotation of a GenBank genome assembly. NCBI's taxonomy places the organism in Eukaryota, Viridiplantae, Streptophyta, Zygnematophyceae, Desmidiales, Closteriaceae.